AUGAGGCGUCAAUGCAAAGACAUUGAUGAAAAAGAUUAUGAUGCAGAUCCAAAAUUGCAAUCUUCUUUAAGAGGUUUAUACUUUGAACUUGGUCCUUGCACUGUUAACCCAGGAGGAAAUGACACAGCUUUUAAUCCUUACUCAUGGAAUAGCAACUCUAAUAUUAUUUUCUUGGAUCAACCAGUUAAUGUAGGAUAUUCUUAUGGUGGUGAAAAUGUAUCUGAUACUUUCACUGCUGCAUAUGAUGUAUACGCAUUUUUACAAAUCUUUUUCCAAGAGUUUUGUCAAUAUGCUAAUUUAGAUUUCCAUAUUGCUGGUAAAAUUGUACUAAAAUCAUUCGUAUUAACAG
Molecule: messenger RNA, 349 nt
Organism: Racocetra persica
Lineage: Eukaryota; Fungi; Glomeromycota; Glomeromycetes; Diversisporales; Gigasporaceae
Source: the annotation of a GenBank genome assembly